UGUUUUGGUUAGGUUAUAAAAUAUAAUUUAUAAAAGACAAAAUAAAUCAUUAGUUGCUAUUAAAUUUUAUUUUUAAACGUAAAAUCAAACAUCACAAUAAAAUGUAAAAAAUAAUCUAAUAAUUUAAUUUUAUUAUUUUCAAGGCUCAUUUUACAUACAUAAUUUUUCAAUUUUGAUGAUAAAGUGUGAGAUUCAUAUUCUUUGAUUUUUUUUUUGCGAUUUAUGUGUCUCAUAUUCAUUUAUAUGUAAAAUGUACAAUAUUAUAUUUAGUUGUUUAUGUCAAACGGUUAAAUAUCUUAAAUCUUAUUAUUAUUAAUAUAUUUAGUUAACCUAGUUAAACAAGUACUUCGAUUUUUGGUUUAUUUCAGUUUAAAUCAGAACUAAAUUGAAUCAUUUGGGUUGAUACAACCUUCAACCGAAUGAUUGAGACAUAUAUUUUGGUUUGGUUUUAGUCGUUUUGGAUUCGGUUGAGUCACUUCGGUUUGUUUCUUCUGCCCACCCCUAGUUCCAUCAUGGAGUUGAAUACGUCUUUAUUUGUUUUCUCUAAAUAACCACUAAAUCGAUUUUUGUAAGUGUAGCACUGCAUGCACAAGCGAGUGGCAAAAUGAUAAGACUUUAGUGUCCACUUAAUAUAGCAUUUGACGUAGUUUGGCUUCAAAUACUUUAGUUUUUAAAAUCAGUUGCAAAAACUACUUUUGUUAUUUAGAUAGUUUAAGUAGUUUUAUCAGAUUUUUUAUUAAUUUAUAUAUUUCAAAACUUUUGAUUAAUUAUUAAUAGUUUUCAGAUAUUUGGAUGGAUAAUCCGAACCGACCUGAUUUAUUUAAAAAUAAAAGAAAUAGAUUUAUGAGCAUAGUACUAAAAAUAUGAUCUAAGCGAGUUUAUGAUAUCCGUACAACAUAUGUCUGGCAUUUGGGUCAUCCGGUAAGUAUUGAAUUGGUUCUUAUCGAAUCCAAAUUUUUGGAUAAAGUUUUUGGUCCAUAGAUAUUUGUCGGACUGAUUCGGUUCCAUAUAUAAACACAUGCAAAUACCCAAGAAAUAUUCUAGUUGCAUUUUUUUUGUAUUCUACCUGAAAUCCGCUAAAUUUGUCAUGUAAAACAACUGAAAUAAUUUAGAAAAAAUCUGAAGUGAAACUCCAAAUUUGUUAUUUUAAAGUUCUAUAUUAUUUAAAAUGUCACUAAAGUAAAGCAAAAAAAAUUAAAAUUGAUUACAACUAAAUUAUAAACAAAAAGAUAAAUAAAAGCAUAUUCAUGACUUGGCCACUCAGAUUUUCGAAAGGUGGUUGGAUGUUUUUAUCAGAACUAAGUUUUUUUGGUAGAAGAGCUUUGAAAACAUAUAUAUAUAUAUAUAUAUAUAUAGAGAGAGAGAGAGAGAGAGAGAGAGAGAGAGAGAGAGAGAGAGAGAGAGAGAGAGAGAGAGAGAGAGAGAGAGAGAGAGAGAGAUUUGAUUUGGUUUAUCAGUUUGGUUCUGGUUUGGAUUUUCGGGUGAUGGUAAAAUGUGUAAAACUAAUUUAACGACUUAACUGUACAUUAUGAUACUUCUAUGUUAAAUAAUGUAAGUUUGAAAAAAAAAAAUAAUAAUAAUGUAAGUUUGAAUAUUCAUAUCCAAACUGAAGAAAUUCAUUUUCUAAGAAAAUGACUUUAUGGACGAGAAAAUAAGUUUCAAAUACUGCAAGUCUGCAACAGUUAGUUAGCCUUAAGACCAGCGCAAAGGAAACGCUUUAUACCAUUAAUAGUAAAUUCCAUUUCUUAUAUAAGCAUACUUGUAAGUGAAAAACAUAACAAAGCAACACAAUAAAGAAAGAACCAAAGCUUUUAAAGCAGUUCGGCUAAUCUAUAUUGUAAUUUGUUUUAGACAAGAGAAAGUGUCUGAUCCAUGGCUGCAUCCAGAGAGUUUAUCAUAUGUUUCAUCUUAACACUUCUGUUGUGUACUUUCUUCAUGAGAGUCGAGUCUAGUGCUGCAGACAUCAGAGGAGGAUGUGGCGGCGGUGACGGCAGUUUUCAGGAAGAUAAUGAGCGGUGUGUAGAGAAGGUCAAAGAUGACGACGACGAUGACGUGGAUGAUGUUUUCAAAGUGAUUAACAAGAUGAGGAUAUAUGCUUGAUCAUGGUUCAUCUUUUAAUUAUAUAUAGGACUAUAUAUAUUCAUACAUUUUGUUCGUUUUAAUUUUAUUUUCUGAAGUUUGUUUCUCGUUUCUUUGUUCUUGUGAUCGACUCUUUUUUAUUUGUGUUAAUUAAUUUAACUUAUGUUUCAUUUUUCCAA
Brassica rapa (field mustard) is the source of this 2258-nucleotide messenger RNA. RefSeq names its product protein RALF-like 17. NCBI's taxonomy places the organism in Eukaryota, Viridiplantae, Streptophyta, Magnoliopsida, Brassicales, Brassicaceae. The record is from RefSeq and is a predicted model, not a curated record.